UCACAUGCCAAAAUGUGGAUUCAAGUUGUGGCGAUGGGGAUCCCUGCUUUGCUGACUUGACUUGGCGUAACGGCAGCUUUUCGGAAUUAUAGAACACCAGCGGGUGUGCUCGCUCCCCAACUUGGCGGCCCCAACGGACAUUACCAGUGGUCCCACCGGGCCCCGAACCAAUCUACGCCGUUUGGCAACUCGAACCCGAGCCCUCGGGCCGGCCCAAUGCCGGAUUUGCUAGAUUUGCCGGAUGUUGGAAACGAACUGCUGCCGUUCAUGAAGCCAUUCCCGGCCAAAAUAGAUGAGGCUGACCUGCAGUAUCUGCGGCGCAAGGAUGCUCUGGCACUCCCGGUCCCAAAACUCGAAAACGCGCUGAUCAGCGCAUUUGUCGAGUUUGUGCAUCCGUUUAUGCCCGUUCUGGACCUAGAAAAAUUCCUCGGCGUCGUCAACCAGAGAGAUGGCCAAAAUGGCAAAGUCAGCCUGCUUCUCUACCAGGCUGUAUUGUUCGCCGGUGCUGCCUUUGUAGACGCUGGAAUCCUCAGAGAAUCCGGCUACACGAACAGGAAGGAGGCCCGGAAAUACUUCUUCUCCAGGGUGAAAAUUAUCUACGACAUGGACUACGAGACGGAUAAUAUGGUCCUAGUGCAGUCCUUGCUGAUGAUGACUUAUUGGUACGAGACACCAAAUGAGUCAAAGGAUACUUGGCACUGGCUAGGCAUUGCCGUCUCACUCGCGUUAAUGUCUGGUCUUCAUCGCGAUCCAAAAACCCUCCCCGUGCCCCCCAAAGACCACGGUCUGCGGAAGCGAAUUUGGUGGUCUUUGUUCAUGCGAGACCGCCUCGUGGCUCUCGGGAUGCGGCGGCCCACUCGGAUCAAGAAGGAGGAUUGUUCCGUGCCAAUGUUGCAAGAGUCCGACUUCGACAUCCGAGUUAUCGCUGUCGAUACAGAGCCUCAGUGCGUGCUACUCCGAGACACGACCAUGCAGCAUCAGUUGGUUACGAUGUGCGUCGAGAAGGCGAAACUGUGCGUCUGUAUUAGUCACAUGCUAGACGCGCAGUACACGGUGCUCACGAGCGAGGUCGUGCAACCAAACAACGAUCUCAGCAUGCUGCUGUAUCCGAAAAAGAGUCUCUCUAACAGGGAGGUCGUCGAGAAGGUCCAUGGCGAGUUGGAAGGGUGGCUCAAUAACCUCCCAGAUUGCUGCGUACGCCGGCCACUGACGCUAGCAGAUAUCGAGGAAGGCAGCAAGGCGAUUGCGGUUCACCGCAGCCUUCUCCACCUGAUUUGUCACACCACCUUUUCGGCGUUGCACCGGCCACAGUUCCUACCAACGCCCCAAUUUCCAAUUCCACCCGAGUUGGUCGAGGUCCGAGAGCUGGCUAAAAAACGAGUACGCCACGCGGCAGAUCAGAGUAUUACACUGGGUAGAGAGCUACAUCGGCUCGGCUUGGACAGAUACAUACCAACUACAGGAGUCACUGUCUUUUUGCCUGCCCUGCUCAUUCAACUCUAUUAUAUCCAGGAUGGGGAUCCCGCUGUUGUCCAUCGCGCCAAAGACAACUUUAGGGACGGCGCGGAAGUGAUGAAAGUCCUCAGCGAGAGCUACCCUGCUGCCAGCUUUGGACUUGAAUUCUUGGCUGCCGCAUUGGCAAGAUACCGCCUUGACGGAAGCUGGCUGUGGAAUGGAGCUGCGAGCUCGAGACCAUGGGAAAGGCCGGUUCAGAUGGCGGAUUCGGUGACACCGCCGGCCGAGAACGCAAGAUAUCUUGGCGACGCCAAGUUCCAGCUGCCGUUAGACCCUAGCAUGGUGUACAAUUCCUCUAGCGCCGAGGCCAAUCCCACCCAAUUAGAGCCGACUCGUGGAAUGCCGAUGGCAAUGACGCCGCCGGCUAUGAACGAUCCGAUAUUUAGCAACGUGACAGGCCUGCCCAUGGGAGGAGACAAUGGGCAGGAAGGCGUGGGUGGCUCGUCCCAUCCAGAGACAAACGCCGAGUUCAACUUUGACUCUUGGCUUCAAUACCCAGCCGAAGGUGUCAGCAAUAACGACGAGCAGUUCAUGAACGUGUUCAAUGGCGCAGAGCAGACGCCCGCCCAGGGGUCUACUUCCUACCCCAAUACGACUGUCGAGUUUCCAGGCGUGGGAGUCUUUGGGGGACCGCUUAUGGGAGCAUGAACGACAGCUGCCACGCCAGCACGCAUCUGGACAGGACGCUCCCCCGUGUUCGAUAUAGACGGAGAUGGCUGCUGUGAUACG
Molecule: messenger RNA, 2244 nt
Organism: Lasiosphaeria miniovina
Lineage: Eukaryota; Fungi; Ascomycota; Sordariomycetes; Sordariales; Lasiosphaeriaceae
Product: fungal-specific transcription factor domain-containing protein
Exons: 2
Coding region: 217-2163 (648 amino acids)
Biological process (GO): DNA-templated transcription
Molecular function (GO): DNA binding; zinc ion binding
Source: RefSeq, a predicted model, not a curated record